AUGGAGGACGAAGGAGCCAGAUUGCUCGAUCUCCUACAAGCACAUGGCCAACAAUUCUUAAACUCUUUUGAUCUCAGUCAACCUCCUCGGAAGAAGCAGAGAUUAGAAGACUCCCCCGAAGAGCCUGAGAACAAAGAUUUUGAGGAGUGGAGAGGCUUCAGCAAUGCAACCGUCUCAACUUACCCAUCCGAAGAAAACAACGACGACGAUACUCCCUAUGAAUAUGAUGACGGCUUUACCGCCAGUUCCUCUACUAAGAUGCCAGAUGUGGUGGUGUUCUCAGACUCAAGGCAGAGGCCUUCAGAACAGUUCUCGAAAGCUCAGAAAAAAGCUUUCAUGGCAACUAAACUUACAUCUAUAACGGAAACCGAUGGGGCCCCACACCGAGACGAGGAUGACACACAAAAUGAUCACGAGGAUACUUCGAAUGCCCAGAACGAUGCUCUUCUCCAUCGCUUGGUUCACACGAAAUUGCUGUCCGGGUCUUUGAACCCUGCACUCAACUUGACGCAUGCACAACGAGAUAAAGCACUGUCCGGCCGUGUCUUGGAACUUGCAGGGAAAACCAAACUUGGUAAGGGAGAAGUUGCCAUUCGCGCUGCGGAACGAAAUAAGGCUUCCAAGCGAGUGCGAGAAGGACUGCUAAGGAAGAAAGAUGAGCGAGAAAAGCAGCAGCUGGAGGAGGCCAAAAACUUGGGAAACUACCACCCCACUCUUAAAAAAUUGUUUGAUACAUCAUCUGGGUCGUCAGACCGUCAAAGACGAGUUAGAGGUCUCGGGAUGGGAGUGGGUAGGUUUAGUGGGGGCACGCUGAAGCUUAGUAAACAGGAAAUAAAUUCGGUGACCGGUCGUGGGGUACAUGGCGCAGCCAGGCAUGGGCACAAUACAAGUCGUGGUCGGAGAUGA
Suillus subaureus is the source of this 906-nucleotide messenger RNA. RefSeq lists its product as uncharacterized. Bases 1 to 906 code for a protein of 301 amino acids. Gene Ontology annotation, cellular component: nucleolus. The transcript has 5 exons. The record is from RefSeq and is a predicted model, not a curated record. NCBI's taxonomy places the organism in Eukaryota, Fungi, Basidiomycota, Agaricomycetes, Boletales, Suillaceae. Gene Ontology annotation, biological process: maturation of SSU-rRNA from tricistronic rRNA transcript (SSU-rRNA, 5.8S rRNA, LSU-rRNA).